GUUUACAGGGAAAAGGUAAAAACUGAUGUGCAAGUUACAAUGCGCUCAGUCUUUGAGAAGUACGAUGGCAAAAGCCCAGAGUCUACAGUUGUGGAUUACCUGCAAGAACAGCUUCACUGCUGCGGGGUUAAGAACUACAGUGACUGGACGACCACCCAGUGGUUUAAUUCCACUGGGAACAACAGUGUCCCCCAGAGCUGCUGCCAGCAGGAGGCCAAGAACUGCACAGGGCAUCUGGAUCAGCCGCAGGAGCUCAACACACGGGGCUGUGCACAGGAAGUGGAGUCUGGGCUGCAGAGCGUUAUCAGCUAUGCCAUGCUUGUAAUCCUGGGGUUCCCUCUUUUCCAGUUCUUCGGCAUGCUGAGCGUCUGUGUGCUUACUUGCAAGAAAGAAGAGAGUGGAUAUCAGCCUCUUUACUCGGGGGUGUUUGCUUAAAAAAACUGAAAAGAACAGUCUUGCUUCCUGAUGAUGAAAUUGACUUGUGAUCAUACCACAGCUUUCUGAAACAUUAUGCUAAGUUUGGACCUGUGACUACAGGUGUGCAGGGUGGUCCAGUAGGCUCCAGAAAGAAACUUUCUUCUGACCUUUUCUCUGCCCCAAAAACAUGCAGCAGAAACGUUAUAUUUUAGUCAGUAAACUGGUGCACACCACAGGAGGGGUUUUUCAGUUGUCUGCACAAACCUAUCAUCCCCAUGAUGUGGUUUAAACAAUAAAAGAAAGUUCUGAAUGCCAGGUUUAAAUACUUUUCAUAGGCACGGGGAUCUGUAGUAUGUUUUUUCCACAUCUGAUUGUGCAGUUUUUCUGGUUUUUUCACCUUUCUUAUGUCAUGUGUUGUAAUUCUGUUUCCUGCAGAGGUUGUUAGUGCAAGACAGCCCUGUGUUUAAAGUCUGGAACAAGCAUUUGUGUGGUUGCUUGGAGCAGCUAGCAAACAUGAAAAAAAAGUUUUAAGCUUUUGGGCUCAGAAUUCUCUCCCUUUUGUUUGUGUGCAAUCUCUUAAUUAUUGACAUUAAAAAUUCCUUCUGAAGCAGGACUUUUGAACAUUUUCUUCCUCUUUUUUUCUAUGGUUUGGCUUGGGGGAUAGUGCCAUACUUCCACCCUGACCACGCUUCUCUGCAAAAACGUUAAAGACUCAUUUUUGUACAAAGCAAUUUCAAUAACUUGCUGUAGAGCUGCUUUUGCACAUUUUCUAUUCUCCUCAAUUCUGCUGGACACAGUCACUUAUUCCUUGGACUGCAUCCCUGCUUUAACACAGUCCUUCUUUAACUCGCUUGUAUGUUAAUCUGUUUAUAAACUCUUCAGGAUUUUGGGGAUAGAGAACGGAAGGAACUGUGAGCUUUUAUGUGUCAGGGAAUUGUGGAACAGCAACAGAGAUUCUGCUGAUUCCUUCCUUGGAGAGAUAAGCAGUCCGUCCUUAACAAACCUUUAUAUUUGUAGCUAUUUAGAAAAAAAAAUGUAUCUUGGGAUCCGUGUAAACUGUUUCAUUAUCUCCAUCCCUACUCCAAGAGAAAAAUAAAGCGAUGAGUGACAGUGUCCUAUAGGAGACACACCAGCAUCAGCACGUGUAUGUUGAAAACGGAGUUUUUACUGAGGUCUUUGUCUUCUGUUAAAUGCUGAAAUAAACUAAAUUUAUACA
Molecule: messenger RNA, 1633 nt
Organism: Hirundo rustica (Barn swallow)
Lineage: Eukaryota; Metazoa; Chordata; Aves; Passeriformes; Hirundinidae
Product: tetraspanin-36-like
Exons: 5
Cellular component (GO): membrane
Source: RefSeq, a predicted model, not a curated record